AUGGCCUCAACCAAUUUCUCCUUGUCUUCACCCCCUAUAUUUUCAGGAGAAAAUUAUCAAAUAUGGGCUAUCAAAAUGAAGUCCUAUUUACAAGCUUUUGAUUUAUGGGAUUCAGUAGAAAAUAAUACUGAUCCUACCCCACUACCAGAAAAUCCAACUCUUGCUCAAAUAAAAAUUCACAAUGAGGAGAGAGCUAAGAAAUACAAGGCAAAAACUUGUAUAGAAUCUUCAGUUUCUGAAACCAUUUUCAUAAAGAUUAUGGCUUGUGAAAAUGCAAAAGAAGCUUGGGAUUUGCUCAAGGAGGAGUAUGAAGGCAAUGAUCAAACAAGGUUCAUGCAAAUUUUAAAUCUCAAAAGAGAAUUUGAGAUUCAAAAAAUGAAAGAGUCUGAAAAUGUCAAAGACUAUUGCACUAGGCUCGUGUCCCUAGCCAACAAAAUUAGACUGCUCGGUGAAGAAUUUCUUAACAAAAGAAUUGUAGAAAAAAUAUUUGUUAGCCUCCCUGAGAAGUUUGAGCCAAAAAUUUCUUCACUUGAGGUUCAUGCAAAUUUUUCACAAAUAACUGUUACAGAAUUAAUCGAUGCUUUGCAGGCUAUGGAGCAAAGAAGAGCAAUCAGACAAGGAGGAACAAUUGAAGGAGCCUUGCUAGCAGCAAAGUCAUUCACAAAGAAAAAAUUUCCACAAUGUGGUAUUUGCAAAAGGUUUAACCAUGAGGAAAAGAAUUGUUGGCAUAAAGGCAAACCACAAUGUUUUAAUUGCAAAAAAUUUAGGCAUUUGUUAAAAGAUUGCAGGUUUAAAAAUGAAGAAGCAAAUUUAGCACAAGAGGAAGAAUCUCUUUUUUGA
Messenger RNA from Hevea brasiliensis (rubber tree), 840 nucleotides. RefSeq lists its product as uncharacterized. The coding region runs from base 1 to 840 and encodes 279 amino acids. The record is from RefSeq and is a predicted model, not a curated record. Gene Ontology annotation, molecular function: nucleic acid binding; zinc ion binding. The transcript has a single exon. NCBI's taxonomy places the organism in Eukaryota, Viridiplantae, Streptophyta, Magnoliopsida, Malpighiales, Euphorbiaceae.